Postia placenta MAD-698-R-SB12 is the source of this 609-nucleotide messenger RNA. RefSeq lists its product as hypothetical. The transcript is spliced from 2 exons. The record is from RefSeq and is a predicted model, not a curated record. Bases 1 to 609 code for a protein of 202 amino acids. Lineage: Eukaryota; Fungi; Basidiomycota; Agaricomycetes; Polyporales; Adustoporiaceae.
AUGCCUCAUCCCUCUGCGUCCGCCACCGAUAACCAGGACGGCUUGCCUAUCGUGCGACUCGAAGAAGAUGCUCGACGUGAAGGCCGUUCUCGCGGCCGCGCUCAAAUACGAGAUAGAGCCGGCUAUUGUGCUCGCCAAAAUGCCCUUAUCGACCCGGACCUCAUCAAACUCAAACCAUUUGGGACCUUCCUUGUCGCAUAUCACUUCGGCCUGAAGGAGGCAGUGCUCCUCGCAGCGCAACACGCGCUCAUGGUUCCCGACCUUACCGACUAUCUCGCGGAAGUUUCCCCUUCACCGGAACUGGAUGGCAUUCACGGAACAGCCAUGGUGAGGCUCAUGCAGUGGGCCGAAGUGUGCAAGGCGGCAGCAAUGAUGCUGGUGUUCGACAAAUAUUGGUGGCAGAAUCAGGUUAGGCAGUCGGUAUACCGUCUCUGUGCUGCAUGCCUACCCUUCAAUGCGCGCCGCGGCGACCCUUACGAGGUGUUGCAAAUCGAUGAGGAGCUUGUCAGUGGAAUACUGGGGGACCUACUGAGUGAAAUGCCAUGCAAACAUCCGGAUCUUCCAGAGCUCCUCCUAUGCCUGACCAGCGGCUCCAUAUUCAAGCGGUAG